AUGGCGACAACCCAAAUCAACAACUUGGACGUUGUAAUAGUUGGAGCUGGCCUAAGCGGUCUCCGAGCAGCAAGAGAAAUACACGCCGCAGGCCUGAAAUAUGUUGUCCUGGAAGCUAUGGACCGCGUGGGCGGCAAGACGCUCUCGGUUCCUGCAUCAUCCAAGGGCACUGGCGUUGUAGACCUGGGCGCGGCUUGGAUCAACGAUACAAACCAGUCUGAAAUGUAUUCGCUAGCCCAAGAAUUCAGCUUUGAUCUCGUCAAGCAACGAGAUGAAGGGGACUCAAUGGUCAGAGCCCCAGAUGGCAAAAUUGACAAGGUUCCCUACGGAAUGCUGGCAAACUUGGAGCCAGAACAACUCGAGCGGCUCAUGCAUCUUCUACAAAAGAUCGGAGAGCUUGCCGAGAAAAGCAAUACCAGCGAUCCUAGCCUCACACCCCACGCAGAGACACUCGACUCGGUGUCGCUGCACGAUUUUGUGGCAGACAAGUUCAAAAACGAGGAUGCAAACACUCUCGUGAACGAGCUGGUCAAGGCACUUGUGGGGUUGGAAAGCAGCUAUCCCAGCGCAUUGUACUUUCUGGACACCAUCAAGCGCGCAGCCGGACUUGCAAACAUGAUUUCUGAUGGGAAGAACGGGGGGCAGUACCUACGAAACCGCCAAGGAAACCAGAGUUUCAGCGUUGAAAUAGCACGAGGGUUGACACCCGGUGCCGUCAAACUCUCCAGCCCAGUCACAAGCAUUACCCAGUCCGCCACAGGAUGCGUCGUCGAAUCCAAAACCGGGGACAAAUACACGGCCAAGAAAGUCAUCAUGUCCCUUCCAAGCUGUCUCCUCCCCACUGUCCAAUUCUCCCCCAGGCUGCCGCAGCCCAAGCAGCUUCUCAGCCAAUCCACCAAGCUGGGCUACUACUCAAAGACAAUUCUUGUAUUUUCAGAACCGUGGUGGCUUGCCGCCGACCUAUCGGGGGUAUACACGUCUACUGGUACUGCGAUUUCCUUCACGCGGGAUACUUGUGUCCCUGAAGAUGGCCAAUACAGCAUUACGUGCUUUCACACGGGAGAGACGGGGCGCUCCUGGUCUCGUUUGUCCGCGGAGGAGAGGCGGACCGCUGUGCUCGAGGAAUUUAAGACGGCGUUUGAAACCGCGACGGGGGAGGGGAUUCCCGAUCCCGUCAACGUCAUCGAGAAGGAGUGGACAAAAGACCCCUGGACAUUGGGUGCGCCUAGUCCUGUGAUGCCUCCUGGGCUGCUUACAAGCGAGGCCGGCAAGGCGCUGUAUGAGCCGUUUCAGAACAUUCACUUUGUUGGGACGGAGACGGCGGAUGUGUGGAGGGGGUAUAUGGAGGGCGCGGUUCGUUCUGGACUUCGGGGUGCGAGGGAGGUUAUUGAUGCUUUGGGGGGCUCGUCCACACGUUAG
This is a messenger RNA of Metarhizium brunneum ARSEF 3297, 1419 nucleotides long. RefSeq lists its product as uncharacterized. Gene Ontology annotation, molecular function: oxidoreductase activity. Lineage: Eukaryota; Fungi; Ascomycota; Sordariomycetes; Hypocreales; Clavicipitaceae. The record is from RefSeq and is a predicted model, not a curated record.